This is a messenger RNA of Acanthamoeba castellanii str. Neff, 864 nucleotides long. RefSeq lists its product as uncharacterized. The transcript is spliced from 4 exons. The record is from RefSeq and is a predicted model, not a curated record. NCBI's taxonomy places the organism in Eukaryota, Discosea, Longamoebia, Acanthamoebidae. The coding region runs from base 1 to 864 and encodes 287 amino acids. Gene Ontology annotation, biological process: lipid metabolic process.
AUGGUGCAUCGGGGCUACGACAUGGCCCUCUUGUCACUCUGGGAUCAGAUUGUGGCCUUCAUCAACAAGGCUCGCUCUGCCAAUCCCGCCCUCCCCCUGUACUUCCCCCAGGACAACGAUCCUUGUUGUCCCCACUGCGUUCUGAUUGGAGAGAAGACCUCAGAGGAUGAGAGUGGUAGUGGCAGCAGUAGCAGCAGUAGCAAGGAGUGCAUCGCGCUUGUAAAUGGGGUGUACACAUUCGGGCAGCCCAAGGUGGGCAACCGUGAGUUCACCUCCGAACUACGCGCACGAGCGGCCGGGGUGGCGUUCUUCCGGCUGACCCACGACAACGACUUCAUCCCGUUCCUUCCACGACGUCCUUCCUACGUCCACUGCGGCACGCUCCUCUUCCUCAGCCACGGACACAUCGUGCAGGGCGCCGAGUACUCUGCACGAUUCGCGCGCCAUGUCUUCCGCAAGACCAGCUCCAAGCGGAAUGCACGACCACUUCGUGAAGUCCUACGUCGCCUUCUUGAGGGAGCACUAUCGGAUAAACGAGCCAUCCUCACGUCGUUACCGAAGGACGUGCCUCUGCUACACUUCCACGACUUGGAGCGGGCCAAGCAAUUGCGCGAGAAGCUGGAAAACCUGGGGGACUUCGGCUUGGUGAUGGAGAGGCUCCAGCAGCUGACUCUCAGCGAGCUCAUCGACCUCCGGUCAGUCACCCUAACGGUCAAGCAACGCAAGAGGGAAAACCGAGUGCUCGGGGGUAGGUGGCUCAGGGCCAAUCUGUGGGAUUUGCUGCAGUACUGCGAGCAGCAGCAGACCGAGAAGAUCAACAACAUGCUCAGCUCCGCCUCUGCUUCUGGAGCCGGUGGACAAUAA